CUAGCCAAGCCAAGACGCAGAGAGGAAACUGUAUUUCUCGUGAGAGUGUGUGAUUGUGAUAACAAUAAUAGAGCGGACGAGUCAGAUAGGUCUCUUGCUUUCUAUGACUCACUGAGUUGGACAAAAAUGGCAUCCAAGCUCUGUGACUCGUGCAAAUCCGCCACGGCCACUCUGUUCUGCCGGGCGGACUCGGCUUUUUUGUGUGUCAACUGCGAUACGAAAAUCCACACGGCCAACAAGCUCGCGUCUCGCCACGCGCGAGUUUGGGUGUGCGAGGUCUGCGAGCAGGCGCCGGCUCACGUCACAUGCAAGGCCGACGCCGCUGCACUCUGCUUCGCGUGCGACCACGACAUCCACUCGGCUAACCCCCUGGCGCGUCGGCAUGAGCGUGUACCAGUCACUCCAUUCUACGACUCCGUGAACUCCGCUGACAAACAUAACGGUGUCGUCAACUUCUUUGAUGACGUGGAGGGAGGUGGUGAUGUCAGUAGGGAGGAAGCUGAAGCAGCUUCAUGGCUGUUGCCCAACCCAAAGGUGGUUGAAGAUGGCUCUGAAAUGAACACUGGACAGUACGUGUUCUCGGAUAUGGAUCCGUAUUUGGAUCUGGAUUAUGGGCCUGUGGAUCCGAAACUGGAGGCCCAAGAACAGAACAGUUCAGGUACAGACGGAGUCGUCCCUGUACAAAGCCAAACCGCUCCCGUUCCUCUGGUGAACGACCACUGCUUCGACCUGGAUUUCUCCGGCUCCAAAUCUUUUGGCUAUGGAUACAACAACACUCAGUGUCUCAGUCAUAGUGUGUCGUCAUCAUCGUUGGAUGUUGGAGUGGUGCCAGACGGCAGUGCGACGACGGAGUCGACAAAUCAGACGGUUCAGCUUUCAUCGGCGGACAGGGAGGCGCGUGUGCUGAGGUACAGAGAGAAGAGAAAGAACAGGAAGUUUGAGAAGACGAUACGGUAUGCAUCAAGAAAGGCGUACGCGGAGAUGAGGCCGAGAAUCAAAGGAAGGUUCGCAAAGCGUACGGACAUGGACGUGGAAGCCGAUCGGAGUAGCAACAGUAGUAGUAUCUACGGAUUCGGCGUCGUUCCGUCUUACUAAUUAUCUAAGAAAAUAAUUUUUAUGUAAUAAAAUUUGGGUGUUUAAAUUUAUGGUUGAAUGUAUAUAAGGUAAGGUCGGUGAGAUGUCUGAUUUGGUGCAAGUUUUUAUGUAGUAAUCGAGUAAUGAACUUUUAAUGUAUGAUCGAAGUUUUUUCCU
Molecule: messenger RNA, 1251 nt
Organism: Mangifera indica (mango)
Lineage: Eukaryota; Viridiplantae; Streptophyta; Magnoliopsida; Sapindales; Anacardiaceae
Product: zinc finger protein CONSTANS-LIKE 4
Exons: 2
Coding region: 127-1095 (322 amino acids)
Biological process (GO): regulation of photoperiodism, flowering; regulation of flower development
Cellular component (GO): nucleus
Molecular function (GO): protein binding; zinc ion binding
Source: RefSeq, a predicted model, not a curated record